Messenger RNA from Echinops telfairi (small Madagascar hedgehog), 848 nucleotides. RefSeq names its product insulin like growth factor 2 (gene IGF2). Gene Ontology annotation, molecular function: growth factor activity; hormone activity. The transcript is spliced from 4 exons. Gene Ontology annotation, cellular component: extracellular region. The record is from RefSeq and is a predicted model, not a curated record. Bases 97 to 648 code for a protein of 183 amino acids. NCBI's taxonomy places the organism in Eukaryota, Metazoa, Chordata, Mammalia, Afrosoricida, Tenrecidae.
GAGACCCUAGCCCUGAGGUGAACUGUUGUGGCGUGUGGUCCCAAAGAUUCCAGAACUGAGGCCCUCUGUCCGUCUGCCCAGACCCCAGAGAAACCGAUGGGGAUCCCGGUGAGGACGUCGAUGCUGUGGCUGGUCACCUUCUUGGCCUUGGCCUCGUGCUGCUUUGCUGCUUACCGCCCCAGUGAGACCCUCUGCGGCGGGGAGUUGGUAGACACCUUGCAGUUCGUUUGUGGUGACCGCGGCUUCUACUUCAGCCGACCUGUCAGCCGUUACAGUCACCGUCGUACCAGGGGCAUCGUGGAAGAAUGCUGUUUCCAACGCUGCAGCCUGGCCCUCCUGGAGACCUACUGUGCCACCCCCGCCAAGUCUGAGAGAGACGUGUCGGCCCCUCUGGCCGGACUCUCGGACCAAUCCCAAUUACUCGUGGGCAAAUUCUUCCAACACGACAGCUGGAAACAGCCUGCCGGACGGCUGCGCAGGGGCCUGCCUGGUCUCCUGGUCGGCCUGGGCAAGAUGCUCCACCGGGAAGUGACCCAGGCGCUCAGGGAGACGCGCCACCCAGCCGUCCCUGUCACCGUUCCAGUCCGGGAACCUGCGGAAGACCCUGCCCGCGCGGAGCCCCCGACCCCGACCGCCCUUGAGAAGUGAGACAAACAGUAGCCUUCUGCGGACCACACCAUCGUCCUCCACCUCCUCUUGACCAUGGCCUGUCCAUCAAGGCCACCUCCAAAUCCCCUGGGCCAUCUCCCCCCUGCGGGUCCCUCUAUCCCAACCCCACUGCCCCAGCCCCCCCAGCCAGGCUGCUACCAACCAGCCCCUUCACCGGCUGGAUCGUAACAUCUGGAAAA